UGAUUAUGUAGUUUCUCAGCACAGCAAAUUAACCUUACCCGAGGUGGCAGCGCUGUGCAUUAAGCCCCUAGGGUGGUAACGUGACUCCCCCUGGCAUAUCAGCCCCUGUCCUCUAUUCUCGUCCACCACAUCGCCACAGAGGACGUCAAGAUCGCAUCCAUCUUCAACUAGAAAUGGUUUACAAACUAUAUCUGACCCAAGCAGCAAUCCUCCCCGAUUCCGUACGUAUCCGCAAGGAGUCAUUCAAAUGCGCUGGUGUGCAUGCUGGCUGAAGUGUACUCUAGUGAAUUUGGGAAAGGUCAUUUAAAGUGCAAGGUGAGUGCGCCGAGAAUGAUUUGUGACAAAGGAAAUAUCAUCAAGAGGCAACAACAGUAACUUCAGGGUUUCAUUGCGAAAGCGCCUUUACACAAGAGCACGGAAUAAUCAUGCCUGUACGAAGAGGUCAUGUUGCGCCACAAAAUACAUUUCUUGGAAUAAUAAUACGGAAAUUCGAGGGACAGAAUAGGAAAUUUGUCAUAGCCAAUGCCCGGGUGCAGAACUGUGCAAUCAUCUACUGUAAUGAUGGCUUCUGUGAGAUGACCGGCUACUCCAGAUCGGACGUUAUGCAGAAGCCGUGCACCUGUGAAUUCCUCCACGGCGAGCACACUGACACACAUGCCAUCAGCCAGGUGGCCCAGGCUCUGAUGGGCUCAGAGGAGCUCAAGGUGGAAAUCACAUAUCAUCGCAAAGAUGGGACGGACUUCCAGUGCUACACUCACAUAAUCCCGGUGAAGAACGAGGAAGGCGUAGUGAUGUUGUUCAUUCUAAACUUUGAUUACGUACUUGAGGAAGGAAGCAGCGACUCGACAGAGAAGCUGAAUCACUCAUCCCCGGAAAGAACUGAUUCCAGAAAGGGACGAUUCUUCAGAUUCCGCCAGGCUGCCUUGAGUCUGGUCUCCAACAAACAGUCUCUUCCACAAGAAGACCCAGAUGCCGUCAUGGUGGACUCCCUCUCCCCCAAACAGAACGAGGACUCAGUGGCUCUGACCAACUUCCAGUCGCCCCUGACCGAGGACAACUGCAGCCCCACCGAUGCCAACGACACACGGGCCCUCAUCAGCUCCAGCCACCAGUCCUCCCAGGCCAGUGUGCAUGAACCCGGACCCCUGGACCACUCCUCACCCAAGCAGCACCCGUGGGACAGGCUGUACCAGACGGAGGCGCACCAGUCCACCACCUGCCUGGCUCACACCAUCUCCAGAGGCAGCAUCAGCAGGAGCAGCAUGAGGCGAGCCUCCUCCGUCCACGACAUAGAAGGCUUCAGUAACUCCAAGAGCAUAUUCAGGGACCGACACGCGAGUGAAGACAAUGGUCGCUAUAUCAGAGGUCCGUUCAAUCAUCUCAAGUCCAGUUUGCUGGGCUCCACCUCUGAAUCCAACAUCAACAAGUACAGCACCAUCAACAAGAUCCCGCUGAUUGCGCUCAACUUCACGGAGCGGAAUAAUGACAAUAAGGCACACUCUCCCCCAUCGUCAGAAAACACUAUCAUAGCACCCAAGGUCAAGGACAGAACGCACAACGUCACUGAAAAAGUCACACAGGUACUGUCACUGGGUGCUGAUGUCCUUCCAGAAUACAAGCUCCAGACUCCACGCAUGGACAGAUUCACCAUCCUCCACUACAGCCCAUUCAAAGCUAUGUGGGACUGGCUCAUCCUGCUGCUGGUCAUCUAUACAGCCAUCCUCACACCCUACUCUGCUGCUUUCCUACUCAAUGACCGCGAGGAGCAAAUGAGGCGUGAGUGUGGAUACUCCUGCAAUCCCCUGAACGUGGUGGAUUUCAUGGUGGACAUCAUGUUCAUCGUUGACAUCGUUAUCAACUUCCGGACCACAUAUGUGAAUCUGAAUGAGGAAGUCGUCAGCCAGCCAGGGAAGAUCGCCAUUCACUAUUUCAAAGGCUGGUUCCUUAUAGACAUGGUGGCUGCAAUCCCCUUUGACCUGCUUAUCUUCGGUUCAGGAUCAGAUGAAACCACCACUCUGAUUGGCCUGUUGAAGACAGCCCGACUUCUGCGAUUGGUGCGUGUUGCCCGGAAACUGGACCGUUACUCUGAGUACGGAGCUGCUGUGCUCAUAUUACUCAUGUGCAUCUUUGCACUCAUCGCUCACUGGCUAGCCUGCAUAUGGUACGCCAUUGGCAAUGUGGAGAAGCCUUACCUGGAGCACAACAUUGGUUGGCUCGACAAUCUUGGGGUUUCCAUUGGCAAGAGGUAUAACUACAGUGACCCUAGCUCUGGGCCCUCCAUCAAGGACAAAUACGUCACAGCACUUUACUUCACGUUCAGCAGUCUAACCAGUGUGGGCUUUGGGAAUGUCUCCCCAAAUACCAACUCAGAAAAGAUCUUCUCUAUCUGUGUCAUGCUGAUCGGCUCCCUCAUGUAUGCCAGCAUCUUCGGUAACGUGUCAGCCAUCAUCCAGCGGCUAUACUCGGGCACGGCCAGGUACCACACCCAGAUGCUUCGGGUUCGAGAGUUCAUCCGCUUUCACCAGAUCCCCAACCCGCUAAAGCAGCGGCUGGAGGAGUACUUCCAACACUCCUGGACCUACACCAAUGGCAUCGACAUGAACACGGUGUUAAAAGGCUUCCCUGAGUGUCUGCAGGCAGAUAUCUGCCUCCACCUCAACCAGGCUCUGUUGGAGAGCUGCAAGGCCUUCCACGGAGCCACCAAGGGCUGCCUGAGAGCCCUGGCCAUGCGCUUCCAGACCACCCACGCUCCCCCAGGGGACACCCUGGUCCACAGCGGAGACGUCCUAACUGCACUUUACUUCCUGUCUCGGGGCUCCAUAGAAAUCCUGAAAGAUGACGUUGUGGUAGCCAUUCUGGGAAAGAAUGACAUCUUUGGAGAAAUGAUCCAUCUGUACGCCAAGCCUGGGAAGUCCAAUGCGGACGUCAGAGCCCUGAGUUACUGUGACCUACAUACCAUACAGAGAGAUGAUCUCUUAGAGGUGCUUGACAUGUACCCUGAGUUUGCAGAUUUCUUCCUGACAAAUCUGGAGCUGACGUUCAACCUCAGAGACGAGAAUGGCAAGGCCGCGUAUUCUCAUGCUAGUGACUCAGAUCCAGAGGAAGACGUUAAGAGCACAAAGAUCACAAGAAGGAUCUCCUUCACACCACAUCCAACUAAAGGGGGAAGCAACAAGGAAACAGAAAAUGAAUCCGGGAGGGAGAGGGAGUCCUACUCGUGCCUAAAGAGAACUUCAGUUGACCUGAAACACUCAGGGAAGGAGGAGCAGAGGUCCAUGGGGUCGGCCAUCCAGGGUUGUCCCUCGGUGGAAGACCUUGCACUGGGGCUCGAGUCCAAUCCCCCUGGAGACAUCAUGGAGAAAACUCCCUCUUAUGAUGAUAACAUUGAUCUGUGCAAUGACAAAUGGGCCUGCGAGAAGCCCCGAGACUACCUGGAUGAGUCAGCACAAUUGCAGGACCUGAGGGGCGAGGACGACGAUGCCAGUGAAAUCACAUACGGAGAGGUGGAGCAACGCUUAGAUCAGCUCCAAGAGCACUUGAACAGGCUGGAGUCCCAGAUGACAUCAGAUAUUCAGACCAUCCUGCAGCUCCUGCAGAAGCAGUCUACCCUGGGACCUCCUGCCUACAGCACUGUGACUGCUAGUCCAGACUAUCAAAGGCCAGCUGUUAGGGUCCAGCCAAUUGCUGCUUUGACCAGCAGCCAUUGCUUCAGCCAUUCAUCAUCACAAAGUCCUGAACUGAACUUGGAGAGGAGCCAUCAGGAAUCCAAAGACUUGCUGUCAGGCUUGGCUUACAUGGAUGAUUCACCCAUAGAGGACAGCCUUACGGUACUGCUUGUACAAAGACACACACAGAACAAACCCGCAGGACAUCAACAUUCCAAAUCUCUCUUUCUUCCUAUUGAGGACUCCUCUCCACUAUCAGACUCAUCAUCUCCCAACACAGGACUCCAUAGGCCAGUCUCAGACCCAGGACCUCCAAGGCCAUAGAGCAAGAUCUCUUAUUUUCUGUUUGCCUGUCUUCUCUGAAGUGUGACUCAGGGUUUCACUCACUAUUUAUUGCAUUGCAAUAUGUGAAGUAUCUUGUAGUUUUCCUCCUGAAAUGAUUUGCAUUAUUAAUGAUGUACAUGCACACCCUUGAUGUUACACUGCCAGCAACAAAGACACCAUACAUGAUUGUCCAGGUAGAUAGGCUGUGAAUGACAGAUUGUUUUCGUUGCAUGGUAGCUUUGAUUCAGACCUCUGACAGACAAGUGUGAUGUUGGUAGGUUUACAAGGCAGUACAUUUAUUUUCACCUUAGUAUGUAAAUUAUUUUGCACUGCUUAUUUGAACCAAAAGUAGCAUAUAAUAUACUGUAUGAUAACGGCAUUGUCCAUAUACUUCAGACUUUGUUUUAGAUUACAGUUUCUUUUACUAAAUGGUUAUGCAUACAUAGUAUUACAUGUUAUGUAACACAUGCAGAGAUAUAAUGUUAGCUUAUCAAUAGGCCCAGGAAAUAUAGAUGGGGUAUUGUGCCUAUAACUAAAUCCAAAACUCAAAUCAGUAUCUUUAUGUAGCCUCACACUGCUCAUUCUCAACAUCAACUAAAUCACAUUGUUUUCCAAUGUAUUCUGCUCUCAUAGUAAUUGCACAUUAAUAACAUCUUAUAGGAAAGACAUGUACAAAUAUGUACAUUCAUUUUAUUUAUUAAGGAAUACAUUAUUAAAGGAUGGGGUGCAAUUGAAAUUUUAGUGGUAGCAUAUGUUUGUCCUGAAUAUGGGAGCAAUACAAUUAAACAAAAACAUUUACUUUUGAAGAACUUCCAAUUGGCUGACCUUUUUUCUAAAGAUUUUGUCCACCAUACCUUUUUGUGGAGAAAUGUAUUUUGCACUAAAAGCUGCUUGAAUACUCAGCAAUGCAAUUAUUUUGUCUCAUGCAUGCAUUUAGCAUCCAUUAUCAAUGUUGUACUAUAAUAUUUACAACAUAUGGGAUUACAAAUGCCCUUGCUUUCUCUUCAAUAUAAAGUUAUGAAGACAAAACAGUAUACCUGCAUGUCCAAAGCACUAAAACAUUCAAGCGGUGGAAGGAUUUAAGUUCCAUGAUUACUGUAUAAUAAUUAUAGAAUGAGUGUGUCACAUUAGUCCAUUCCCAAAUAAGGACACAUACACCAGAGUAGCAGGCAGUAAACAUAUGAUCACAAUAUUCCAACUAAUGAAUUUGUUUAUUAUUAUAUGGAUUAUGUCAUCUGUCAGCUGUCACCUAUAUGAACAUUCCCUGAAAUGAGUAGCCUAGGUAUUGUAUGGAAAGUAAAUACAUGGUAAAGUCCUUAGUAAGCUUUUGUGUAAAUUGGCCUGAUUCACACAAACUAGGCGGAUAGAGUAACAUUAAUUAGUUGGUCUAGUUUUUCACUUAUGUUUUUGAUGCAUUUUCAGUGUUUGACACUUUCUACACCCCACUACAAAUAAUUGGAAUGUUUCUGCUCUGAAGUGAUUACAGAUACAAUGUAUAGAGUACAAUUGAUUUAGCUAAUUACCUUGCCUAUUUCAAGGAAU
Messenger RNA from Coregonus clupeaformis (lake whitefish), 5531 nucleotides. Its product is annotated as potassium voltage-gated channel subfamily H member 7. Gene Ontology annotation, cellular component: membrane. Gene Ontology annotation, biological process: potassium ion transmembrane transport; regulation of ventricular cardiac muscle cell membrane repolarization; membrane repolarization during action potential. Lineage: Eukaryota; Metazoa; Chordata; Actinopteri; Salmoniformes; Salmonidae. Gene Ontology annotation, molecular function: inward rectifier potassium channel activity. The coding region runs from base 426 to 3989 and encodes 1187 amino acids. The record is from RefSeq and is a predicted model, not a curated record. The transcript has 16 exons.